UGAUGCACAGAGCCAUGCACGUGAAAGUCUCGAGUACUGAUUACAUCUUCCGCAAGUCUCUCGUGACAGGAUGUCAUGUUAACUAAAUAACGUGAAAUUCCGGUAAUAUUCCAUUUCACAACCUCACAACAAAAAGAACAAGACUCACGGCGAAAGAAAAAACCUCCCAGCCCCCACGGCUCUCUUUUACGCCGUGAGGACAUUAUUAUUUCUUUUGCCGUGAGGUUAUUCUUUGAGGUUAUUCGUGAGUCUUUUUCUUUUAGCCGAAAGGUUCUUCCUUUUGCCGUGAGUCGUUUUCUUUUGCGGCGAAGUUAUUUCUUUUGCCGUGACAGUUGUGGGCCAACGUAGAUAAUAGACACUACAGAAAUUCAAGUAAAUGCAAACAAAAGGUGUAGGUUUCACAUGUCACUGCAGUUUCUAGAACCACUCACUAAGUGAAGUUCAUUCAAGGGCGUUGGAGCGGAGGCCUGGAACUACUUCAAUCAUUUUACAAAAAUAAAACAUACGAUAGCCUUGGCACAGAACGUAUAGCGAAGUCACUCCGAUAUUACACGAUGUCGAUUCUCGGAGAAUUUCUCCAGAGAAUUUCUAGUGCAACAAACUUCCCACUAGAUCAGGUCAAUUUUGUAUUUUGCAUGCUGUUGUGUGCACCUCUUGGGACAAUAUUUCGAUUGCUGCUUCAUCCGAAUCGCGUUUCGCCGAACACCAGAAGGGCUGUAAGUCUUUUUUGGGGCACAAUAUGUGCUGAUAGUGUCAAUGGGCUUCAUGUCUGUUGCUCAUCUCUACAGACAAAUUACUGACUAUGGCGGUUACACUUUGGACUUUACAGGACCCCUGAUGGUUUUGGUACAAAAGAUCACUUACGUGGCAUUCAGUGUCCAUGAUGGGCUGGGAAGGGAUGAUAGCAAACUAACAGAAGAACAAAGGAAAUGCAGACUUGAGAAAGUUCCAUCUUUAUUGGAGUACUUCAGCUAUUUAUUUCACUAUAGUACAAUACUUGUUGGACCUGUCUGCACCUUUAAAGAUUUUAGCGAUUUUAUCAAUGGCUCAGACAUCAUUUCUAAGGAGUCAGGCCAGAAAGAGCCUUCACCUCUGUUUGCUGCUCUUACAAAUCUGAUGACGUCGAUGACAUGUAUAGCCUUCGUAAUUCUAACUGGAUCCAAUUACCCCAUCGCCAGGAAUGGAGAUCCUGAUUUCAUAAGUUCUAAUCCUCUACUGUGGAGACUUGCCUAUGCCUGGAUCUCAAUAGUGUCUGUGAGAAUGCGUUACUACUUCGCCUUUAAACUAGCGGAGGCAAUGAAUAACUUUUGUGGACUCGGAUUCAACGGUUUUGACGAAAAUGGAAGAGCGAGGUGGAACCGUAUGACUAUUGUGAAUAUUCUCAAGAUCGAGUUUGCAACGAGUCUGAAGGAAGUACUAGACAACUGGAAUAUCUGUACAGUCCUGUGGUUGAGAAGAAUUGUGUAUGAACGAGUUUCACAUCAUCCCACGCUGGCUGUGUUCGUCUUGUCUGCUGUGUGGCAUGGGUUCUACCCAGGAUACUACAUGGCCUUCGCAACUUGUGGACUUAUGGUUGAAGCAGCGAGGAAGGUUCGUAGAAAAUACAGGCCUCUCUUUCAAGGCUCACAUGUCUCCUCUCGUUUGUAUGACCUCGUAACGUGCGCAGUAACCAUCCUUUCUUUGACGUUUGCUUCCAUCCCAUUCGUUGGUUUGGAAGCUAGAUUUGGCUUGGAGUUUUGGCGUUCUAUGUAUUUUUAUGGAAUUGUUUGGUCCAUCAUGGCGUUUCUUCUCCUAAGUGGUGGGAAAUCCAAGACCGAAGGAAAGAAAGACAAUAAAACCGAAAAUGUGGAUGUCAGAGAUGAAGAGAAAGACAAAAAAGGCAACUCAACAGAUGAGAAUUUAACAGAGCUCCGAAACAGAGUUAAAAAGAAUAUGGAAUCAUCAAAUGAACUGUUUCGUAAGGGUACACCUAACAGCCUGCUAAAAGAGAACCUGAUUGUAGGGUCAUAGAAGAAGACACUCAAUGAAUUUUAGACAGAAUUUUAUUUAAGGAAUCUUUAAGAGCCUUAUAAAGCUUAAUUCUUAAAGGCCCCUUCACUCAGCACCGUAUGUAUAGUUUGAACUGUGGCUCAGAUUUUAGCAGGAUAUACGCGCUUCUGCGCUAGAGGUAUUACUUCUGUUGG
Molecule: messenger RNA, 2183 nt
Organism: Pocillopora damicornis (cauliflower coral)
Lineage: Eukaryota; Metazoa; Cnidaria; Anthozoa; Scleractinia; Pocilloporidae
Product: membrane-bound glycerophospholipid O-acyltransferase 2
Biological process (GO): lipid modification
Cellular component (GO): membrane
Molecular function (GO): acyltransferase activity
Source: RefSeq, a predicted model, not a curated record